Molecule: messenger RNA, 8915 nt
Organism: Ceratina calcarata
Lineage: Eukaryota; Metazoa; Arthropoda; Insecta; Hymenoptera; Apidae
Gene: Rab3-GEF
Product: Rab3 GDP-GTP exchange factor
Exons: 33
Coding region: 239-5929 (1896 amino acids)
Biological process (GO): regulation of Rab protein signal transduction; regulation of apoptotic process
Cellular component (GO): cytosol
Molecular function (GO): guanyl-nucleotide exchange factor activity
Source: RefSeq, a predicted model, not a curated record
CGCGAACGAUCGCCAGUGUGGUAUCGCCAGUCGGGCGAUGCUCGGUGUGUCGGGCUCGUGAAGAAGCUAGAAGCGGCGAUUUUUCACCGGGACCAUCGUUUCGAACGACACAUGCGCCGGAUUAAAUAAAGAAUGAUACAGCCAUGAAGCGAUCGGGAGGCUAUCCUGAUGAAAGCUCGAUGGCUCAAAUCACCCGUACACAUUGGACAGAACGGUGACAGAGUUGUAAAUUACAACGAUGGAUAUACAGAAGAAGCACCUGUGCCCCCGGUUGGUCGACUACCUCGCCAUCGUGGGGGCCAGACUGCCUUCACAAUCAGUCUCUCGCCAGCCUGUGCAGAUUCCAGAACUGUUGCGAAGGUAUCCGGUGGAAGAUCACAAAGAUUUCCCACUGCCGCUGGACAUGGUCUACUUCUGCCAACCCGAGGGUUGCACCAGCGUGGGCCCGAAACGCACAGCCUUACGAGAGGCCACGUCCUUUACCUUCACCCUAACGGAUAAAGACUCCGGCAAGACUCGUUAUGGUAUCUGCGUGAAUUUCUAUCGGCCAAUUGAAAGAAUGGGUGCCGCGGGCGGGAGCGGGGUUGCCGCCAAGAGGGACAAGUAUAAUACCACGUUCCGAAGGGAGAGCUGGAGAAAGAGCAUGGAAAAGAGCACGGAUUCUGCCUUCUCUAGCGACUAUAGGAGCAGUGCGGUGGGUCCUAGCGACUCUGAAAAAGAAUGCCCGAGCAGCAGAAGGGACUCCGACACUUCGCAUAUGCCGACUGCACCCAGAUUAGGGAUCACCGCGCCAAGCGGCGACAGUGAAAGCGGUGGAAGCCACUCUCCAUCUCCACGUGCUUCCCGCAGACGACAGAGGAUACGAAAUCAUUCACUGACAUCGUUAUGCAUCAUUUCCCAUCAUCCGUUCUUUUCGAUGUUUCGCGAAUGCCUUUUUGUUUUGAAGAAGAUUAUUGAUGCUUGCAACGAGAGUUCCUCGCCGCAAAAGGUGGGCGCUUCCAGGCAGACCAACAGGGACACGGUGUGGAGCGUUUUAACGGGGCAAACGCUGGAAGGCACGCCGUCGAUUGUGUUGCACGACGUUCGCGAGAUCGAGACGUGGAUUCUACGAUUACUGAGCAGCCCGGUACCGGUCCCGACAAAGACACGCGUCGAGGUCGAGAUCGUGUCGCAAAGUAUGCAGCCGCCACUCUGUUUCGCACUCCCAGAUCACACUAGAUUCUCUCUCGUUGAUUUCCCUCUGCAUCUACCCCUGGAACUUCUUGGCGUUGACAUAUGCUUGAAGGUCCUUACGCUGAUUCUCUUGGAGCACAAGAUCGUGUUGCAAUCCCGCGACUACAAUGCCCUGUCGAUGUCCGUAAUGGCGUUCGUUACGAUGAUUUAUCCUCUGGAGUAUAUGUUCCCCGCGAUACCGUUGUUACCCACGUGCAUGAGCUGCGCGGAACAGUUGUUGCUUGCACCUACACCAUUUGUUAUCGGAAUACCCGCUACUUUUUUAUUGUACAAAACGAACUUUAAAAUGCCCGAUGACAUUUGGCUAGUGGAUCUAGACAGCAAUAAGAUAAACGCGCCUACUGGUCUGGGCGAUCAGUUGCCACCGUUGCCCGAACCAGAAGGCUCCAUACUAAAGAACCACUUAAGACAGGCGAUGCAACUGAUGGACCAAAACGGCUCUAGUGCAAUGGCUAGUAUGUCAACUCCGCAACCGCUCUCGCAAGAAACCUCCCCGAGAACUUCCCUUCAGGCUCCUAGCAGGAGAGAGAGUAUCACUUCCCACCUCUCUAAUUUGAGCGUUUCAUCGUUGAAGCAUAGGACGAGCAUCGACCACCACGCGAGUCCCAUGAGCUCUCCAGUGGCCGGCACGACUCCCGGUGCUCGUCGACCUUCCGUGUCCCAAUCGACGAGCUCCUUAUCGCCACAAAGACCUCCCUCCUCUCAAACCAUGCCACCUUUGAACCCGUUCAUUUACGGGAACGACGUGGACUCGGUGGACGUCGCGACUCGAGUAGCCAUGGUGCGAUUCUUCAACUCGCAGAAUCUCCUGGCGAACUUCACCGAGCACACGAGGACUCUGAGGCUCUAUCCAAGACCCGUAGUCGCUUUUCAGAUCAAUUCGUUCCUACGUUCGAGGCCGCGGGCCAGUCAUUUCUUGAGUAAAUUCGCGAGGACCCAGGCGGUUGAAUUCUUAGCCGAGUGGUCGUUGACACCGAGCAACGUGGCGUUCCUAAGGGUGCAGACGGGGGUGUUCGAUCCUACGCAGAUCGGAGACAAGCCCAAGUGGUACGCCUCCAGUCUGGAACCGAUCUACUUUCCUGUAUGGGACAACGGUAGCUCGUUGGCGAAUGCUCUCAGGGCGAUGAAGGAGCACGGUAGUCAACCGACCGAUGAAAGCGGCUCGGAUUCCGAAGGUGCCGAGAGCACCAGCUCGUCUUAUUCUUCUUUGAGCGACUUCGUCUCCGAGAUGGCCUCUUCUGAUUUAUCUCCCAGCUACAAUUGUUCGCAAGUGACGCAGCCUCAACCAAUGUCCCUAUCGGUGGACCCGAAGAAUGUGUACAAUCCCCCGAGUUCGUUGCAGUAUCCCGGAGUGGAGGAAGAGUCGACCGUCAGGCCUGAGAGUCCGCCGAGCACUUCGUCCAGUCACAGCGAUUUAAGCAGUCCCAGUUUCAACAGGGACUCUGAAUUCGAGCUGAACCCAAAAGCUCAAGAAGGUUCUCAGUCGACCAACGAUAAAGAGGAGGGUGGUAGCUUUGAGUCAGACUCAGCAUCCACGAUAACACCGCGCACGAUCCUGAGCGCACAAAGUUCUUUAGGACAGUUCGGAGUAGGCAAGAGUCAUUCUUUAGCCGCUUCGAGCGUCAGCGACACCGAACGUCCUGCCACGUCCCACAGGACCUCGCGUGUCAGUAGAUUUGUCGUUCCCAAACCGGAGGGUUUGCAAAGGCAGGGUUCCGGUGUAACCGGAAAUGGUGUAGUACGACAAGGAUCCCAAGGAUCCUUGUUCGAACAGAUUGCCACUCAAGCCAAGGACCUGGUUCGUGAAACGACCAGGCAAAGCAGUCAGGACGGUCUCCUUGCUCACAUGGACAAGUUGAAACACCAGGCGAAAGAGAAAAUUACUGAGGCUGGUGAGGACAGUCUCUUCGCGCCAUUGGAACAGUUUACACAGCAAACGAAAAAAGCUAUGGGCGAGGCGACGAAGUCCAUGCAAGAAGCUUCGAAGACCGCAAUAGAGGCUUCGAAAACCGCGGCUGGUGCCAGUAAAAAUACAUUCGAUGAUCUGACUUAUGUCAGUAAGAACGCUUUGGACGAUUUUACGAAAAGUGCCAAAGAAGCCGCGAAGAAGGGUUUACUCAAAGGUCUGGGCGACUCGCAGCAUUCACCGCCCUCACCCCCGGGAAUGCCGCAGCGAAGGGAUUCGAGUAGCACGCAACUGGUAGCUUCGGAUCGCGGUGGACGACGGGAUAUCGGACGUGAUUUUUUCAGCAAUAUUAGUAGUGAUUUAAACGGCAUUGCUACGCAAACGAGCAACAUGUUCAGCGACCUGUUCGGCAGUAAGAAUAGUUCUAGUAAAAAUGCCGGUAUCCCGCAGUCGCAGAAGGAUAAGAAGACACCGAUACUCGGACCGUUCCCCAAAACAAAAAUGGGACUGGUGGAACGUUCGUCGUUGAUAAAACACUCGACGAACAGGGCUAAUCAAGAAGAUAUUCAGAGGAGAGAUCAAAACGCGGAGAGGUCCAGUACAAACAGUGAUAAUCAAGCUUUCUUGACAGACGUGGUGAAUCAAGUUUUAGUCGGUGAAGGCGUCGGCUGGUUGAAGUUGAACAGGCUGAAGAAAUUGAUGGAGGACGAGAGCUAUCGAGACUUCGUCGUCACCAAACUUAACAAGGGUCUGAACAAGAAGAUCAGUCCUGACGAUCAUAUCGACGAUGUGUGCAUUUCGAAGUCAGUUUAUAAGGGAAUGCUAAAGUGCCUUCAAGCAGUGGCUCACGGUCUUGGACACACUUAUAAUAAUUUCGGGCUGGGCGGUAUGGCCUCGGUUUAUCAAUUGAUGGAGAUCGCGCAUACUCAUUACUGGAGCAAGGAUUUGUCGGAGGGAGGAGGCUUCGAUAGCUCUAUAAUGUCUCAAUCAUCUAGUCCGUUUGGUAGCAGAGAAAAUUUAAGAUCCCCGCAGUCUCCCACGCAGCCUGAAUUUUCAGAGCCACGAAAAUCAGAUACUCCCCAAGUACAUUUGGAAAUGUCACACCACCCACCAGCCAAGGAGGAGAACCAGUCGACGACCGACAUGUUCCUGGACAUGUUCACCAAAAAAGGAAAGUUCCUCAGCAGGCUAACGUCAUUCGACUCUGAGAGUGGGCGGGGAGGUGGAACGGGAAGCAGCGAAGCUUUAUCCACAGACGGAGGUAGCAUAAUCACUAAUCCUGCUUUUCGGCAAGCGCACCAAGCUUCUUUCCGAAGCACUGUCUCUGAUAGCGAGGUCGAGCAAGGCAAUUUUCCGCGACAACCGAAACAGCGAACGGGUAGCGUUUGGUCCAGCAAAUCUUCCUUGAGUACCGGUUUCCGGUAUCACGGAGGAAGCUUGGUACCAACCACGACUGCUCCCAGUCCGGACGCUGCGAGGACGUAUUUGUUCGAAGGUUUACUGGGGAAAGAGAGAUCCUCGCUUUGGGACCAGAUGCAAUUUUGGGAGGACGCUUUCCUCGACGCAGUGUCUCAAGAAAGAGACAUGAUCGGCAUGGAUCAAGGUCCAGGAGAAAUGAUGGAAAGAUAUAAGACUCUCAGCGAGAGCGAGAAGAAACGAUUGGAGCACGACGAAGACAGACUGCUGUGCACACUGUUACACAAUUUAACGGCGAUAUUAGUCAUGCUGAACGUGGAGAAGAACGAGGUGAAGCGUAAAGUAAGAAGACUGCUGGGCAAGAGUCAUAUCGGUCUGAUCUACAGUCAGGAGCUCAAUCAACUUCUCGAUCAAAUACACAAUCUCUACGGAAACGAUAUAGACCUGAAGCCUCUGACGUCCAGACAAAUGCAUCGGCAAUCGUUCACCGUGCACGACGGCCCCGACGCCGAGGGUGAACUUCGAUUCCUCGAGGUUCGCCACGAUGGCCUCGUGCUCAGAUCCGUGAAUGGGGUGAUCGUCGAACGAUGGUGGUAUGAGCGUUUGGUCAACAUGACCUACAGCCCGAAGAACAAAGUGUUGUGCCUUUGGCGAAGGAACGGCGGCCAAACUCACCUGCAUAAGUAUUACACCAAGAAGUGCAAGGACCUGUACUACUGCAUAAAAGAUGCAAUGGAGAAGGCAGCGGCUCGUGGCCGUGGGGCGAGCGUCGGCGUCGAGCUCGGUGGCGAAUUUCCGGUGCAGGACAUGCGAACUGGCGAGGGUGGGCUUCUACAGGUUUGCAUGGAGGGCGUGGGUCUCCUCUUCGCGAAUAGCAAGGAUUUCGAGUUUUUUGUAAGACUCGAUCAUAUCCGCAAGUGCUUUACUCAGAAGGAUGGGAUCUUUGUAUUGGAAGAAUUCAAUCCUAAAACUAGACAAGUAAUUCAACGUAAAUAUAAGUCUCAAAUGGCAGAUCAAAUUUGCUACUCGGUACUCUGUGUGUUCUCUUACUUGGCUGCUGGGUUGGAGCAACGGAAGCCAGCCAGCCAAACAAGCCAGCACCCCCAGCCCCAACCCCAGCAACAAUCACAGCAACCACCGACACAAUCACAACAGCAAUUGCAACAGAGACAACAGCACCAGCAACCACAUUAUCGCCAACCUCAACAGCAGCCUCAACCUCAGCAACAGCAACAGCAGCAGCAGCAGCAGCAGCAGCAGCAGCAUCAGCCGCCGCCGCAACAACAAGCUCAACAACAUUCAGGUAGCAACCUGGGCCAAACUGGUCAGGGCCGUAAAAGCACGCAAUUCGAAUCUAUCCCUAAGCAUCACUGACACAGAGGCAGACACUCGCUCCCAUUUGUGCAUAAUUACAAUAAAUGUGCCCCCUACGCUUGUCUACCCUGGGUGUAAACAGCUCCGUUUCAUCGUUAACCCAUCUGCAUUGCUAGCACCACAGAAUUGGCUCUACGAUUAUCAUCGGAUGCAUUUAUAAGAAAACUGAAUGCACGAGAAUUAUAAUUUUUUAGAGUAUUAGAAGUUCAAUGCAUGUUUCGGUGAUACGAGAUUUAACAUUUAAAAUGAUAUAAAUCGAUCGGUUUUAUAAUUCCCAUUUGAUGAAUGUACGAGGACAUAGUGCAUAUACUUUAGAAUAUGAGAAGUCCAAUGGAUAUUUCAAUAUGUAAAUGAUACAGGAAAUAAUGAUUUGGAAUACAUUUUUUAAAUUGAUACGAGUUUUAAAAAGUGAGAAGGAGCCUUUGAAUUCCGGGAAUUCGAUGCAAAUGGGUUAAAGCCUGUACGUCGAAACGAGUGAAUCUAAUCUAAAAAUUGAGAUCCUUAACAAUCUGGUCUAUCGAAGUCGUUGCACGCCACACACACAAGGCAGUAUCAUCCUCCACCAUUUUCAAAGAGUCUAGAAAUCUGUUCUAAAUGUUGGAACGCUUCUUUCGUGUUCUAUCCGAGAAAGGAUUUCAAUGGAAUCGAACGUGACCAACGAUUCGUCGGAAACUGGAGGUAUCAAAAUUUUUAUGGGAACAUCAAUUGGCUAAUUACGUGACUCGACACAGUCGUGGUAAUUAUUUGCAAAGCGGGAGCCGUUGGGUGUUAAAAAAAAUAAUGAAAUUAUCAAUAUGACACAUAUUUCAGAUAAAGGAACUGAGACAUUACCGUAAGACGAUGUAAUGACGAUAAUAAUAACAGUAAUAACAGUGUAAUAAAGCAGUGUAGCAGUGGCUAUUGUACAUUCGCGAAUGCGGUUUCGAGUGGUAUUCGAAUUAAAAAUGAUAACGACGCGCUUUCCGAUCCUUCGGAUCGUAAAAGGAGAAAAAGAUAUAAAGAAAGUCUCUCUAGCAGUUCUCUCAUUCUUUUAUAUGUCCGUAAGCACGUGUAGAGACACGAAAUUCGAAUAAUAAAGCUUGUAUAGGUGUUGGGAGAAAUAUAGCGAUGUUACAAUAUUUUGCGAGCAAAGAAAAAAAAUAUAUGUAAUCCAAUCAAAAAACAUCUCUUGACCAGCAAUAAUUCGGUUCUCUUGUUACACGUAAGGAAUUUUUUAACAUUGCAACAACUUGGGAAGAGUACGUAAUGUUAAAUAACUUGGUAUUUUUCAAGAAGGGAGACAGAUUUUUAGAAACGUAAGUAACAAAAAUUGAUGAAAUAUCCAGAUUGUGAAGAAUCUAUUAGGGGUUCGUUAUACUUCUUCCAGCAGCAGUUAAAAAAAAAAUGUAUUAAUCGUUCGAGAGAAAAUCUACCUUAAACUAUCCUUCGAUUGCUUGGGGAAAUGGUAUACAUAUAUAGUUAAUAUCAAAGCCUGUUCGACGGUGUUUUCUAUGAGUAGCACGUAAAGCAAUUCUGAGAUACAAUAAUCGAGAUGAAAAUGUAUUUAAUCGUGUAAUUGGAGGAACAAUUUUGUAUAAAAUACAUCGAAGCAGAGACUGUAACUGUGAUCAUCUAAUUUGAUGGAGAACGAGUACGAAGACGUAUUUAAUUUCGUAUGGACGCAUGAAAUAGCCCGAAGUAUUAUAAUCUCGGAUAGUAUCGAUACACUCUCCUUCAUGAAUUUCACACCAUUACUACAAAACUUACGUUCGACUCGACAUUAAAAAGUUUCGAUCACUAACGUAUUCCUUUCUCUAGUCGAAUGAUCAGCCUGGAUGAUUGAAAGAAAAAGAAAACAUAGCAGAAUUUCUGUGGCUGAUUAAUUUACCUCACGAUAACUAACAGAGAUAAGAGAUGAGUCAGUCGUGUGAGACAAGUUACAACUACAUAUAUAUUUUAGUAUGGACACUGAUGUAAUGUAUAUUUGUAAUAAUCGUGCGAGCGUCAAUCUCUUUCCUUUUUCAUUUCUGAUUAGAGACGUUCCAGCAAAGAAAGGCCAAUUGUUAGUAUACGAGAUAAAGAAUCGCAUCCCAAUCACGUCGAAUAGUUUCAUCACUCAUUAAUUUAUGAUUUCGUUCACCGCAAGCGACACUGAACAGUCCGAGACACGUUUAUUUAUUAAUUCUAUUUAUGUAACAGUCUGUUCCAUUGUCUAAAGAACCUAAUAACUUAAGAUGAUCAGGAUAAUCGACAAUUAUAAAUAGGCACAGAUGUUAUCUUAAAAUACACAUCUUAAUAUAUCUCACGUUCAGUAUCGUCAUUUUUCAGCGGACUCACGAUAAGUAUUCUAAUUAAAUUUGUAACAUCAUAUUUUUAGCGUCUGUGAUUACAUUUUGUAACUUAGACUUUUAAUUGUAUUGUUAAGUUUAAUUACGUUUUCCCGUAUUGUGCGUGCAACGGAAGAUGCUUUAAAAAAAAAUGCAAAUUACAUGUACUCACAUCCCGUAGAUAGUGUUGCCACCGACAAGGCCGAAGUUCAACGUGUCCCCCAACGUUCCCCCUGCAACAAAUAAUAAACAAAAUAAAGUUUCGCAUAUCUCGUACGUAACAGGGAAUCCACGAGCAUUAUUUUAUCAAAUCUCAAUCUACCUCUUCAAUCUAUUAUCUAACUCCUUACGAUUCUUCUUUAUUUUUGUAAUAAGAAUUUUAGGUAUUCUAAUUUAUUCGACGCUCGAAUGGAAGAGAAUCUUCGCUUUAAGAGGACUUCCGCUUGUCUCUACGCUUAGCGCCCAUCGCAUAGCAGUUCCUGUUUAGUGCCACGCUUAAACAAUAUAUUUUAGCAAACUCAUUGUCACGCUCCACGACGAUAAAAAUAAGCGAACGAGAGAAUAAACGAUGAUUAUAAAAGGAAAUCUAGAAACCGUUCUAUUAGAACUCCCAACAGGGAUUCAAUACAAGUUUCAAAUGUACUCAGCAAUGUAUCCAAUAAAUAACUUGUAGAUUUGAA